AACCCUGGCCGCAAUACAAGUGUACAGGCGUCCAUAAACGCCGAUCCUCAUGGAGGAUUCCGAACACCUCCGUGUUUCAAAGAAAGAGAAAGAAAUCUGCUUUUAUUACCUCUUGUAUUCUUCCACCCAUGUCCUCCUAUUCUCCAGCUCAUGAAUAUUAAGUAGAUUUGGGUGCAAUAAAGCCAGCCUCUUGCACCAUCCAGCCCACAUUCAGCAUCCACCCGCGCAACAUCCACAGCGCCCUCAUCAGACUCUCUUCGGCGGCGGCGACCGCACCGAUUUGUACCGGGACGAUUCGGAUUUUCUUUUCUUCUUUUUUUUAAAACAAAGAACAAAAUGGCUUUGAGAGGACCUGUAUCCCGUCUUCUCAGAUCUCAACUCGGACUCACGUUACAACAGAGCAGAGCUCAGUCCGUGGCUGUGCUGGGCGCUCCGUUUUCGCGGGGACAGAAACGAGGAGGUGUGGAGCACGGCCCUAAAGUCAUCAGAGAUGCCGGGCUCCUCGAGAGGCUCUCCGGUUUAGAUUACGCCGUCCACGACUUCGGCGACCUCACCUUCCACCACGUGGAGAAGGACGAACCCUACAUGGACGUCAAGUUCCCUCGCACCGUGGGUGCAGCCAAUAAAACGCUGUCUGGCGCGGUGAGCAGGGCCGUCGGUGCUGGACACACCCUGGUCAUGCUCGGAGGCGAUCACAGCCUUGCUAUUGGAUCGGUGGCAGGCCACGCGCAGCAGUGUCCCGACCUGUGUCUCAUCUGGGUCGACGCCCACGCCGACAUAAACACGCCGAUGUCUUCUCCGUCAGGAAACCUUCACGGCCAGCCGGUGGCCUUCAUGCUCAAAGAGCUGCAGGACAAGAUGCCAGAUAUCCCAGGGUUCUCCUGGACGAAGCCCUUCCUCUCCUCGAGGGACCUGGUCUACAUCGGACUACGGGAUGUGGACCCCGGAGAGUACCAAAUCCUGAAGGACCUGCAAAUCCAGUACUUCACCAUGAGGGAUAUCGACAGACUCGGCAUCCAGAGGGUCAUGGAAGUCAGUCUCGACCAUCUUUUGUCAAGAAAGCAGCGACCGAUCCACUUGAGCUUUGACGUCGAUGCGUUCGACCCGUCUCUGGCUCCGGCCACGGGAACGCCAGUGAACGGCGGUCUGACCUACAGGGAAGGGAUCUACAUCACAGAGGAAAUCCACAACACAGGUCUGCUGUCCGCCAUGGACCUGGUGGAGGUGAACCCCAUGCUGGGGGCCACCCGACAAGCGGUGGAGGCCACCGCCUCUCUAGCGGUGGACGUCAUCGCAUCGUCUCUGGGACAGACGAGAGAAGGCGCCCACGCCUCCAUCGACGAGAUUCCCUCAGUGAAGGUCGACACGGAGCAGCUUCGCCUCUGAGAGCACGACGCCAAGCUUUGAACUUUACCGACAUCACCCCAGAGCAUUCCACUAUUCUGAAUACUACGGAAUCUAAAAGUAGCUUAGGGUUUCUUUCUUCUAAUCUUGGUGCGGUUUCAUGAUGAAAACCAGCUUAGGUCUGGAUUAAUUAUUCUAUUAAAAAAAGGGUUUUGCAGACUUGCGGUAAAAUUGAUAAUGCUCAGACAAAAUUAUUGAUAGAUAUACUGUUUAUUUAAACAGCAAUACUAACUUAUUUAGCUCCUGUAUGUAAUAAAUGAAGCGUUAGAAGACACAGCUGCCACGUAUUUAUUAUGCUUUUUGUGAAGCGAAUGAACCUGGCUCAGAUGUAUGCUAAACCAAGUUUGACUUAGUUUGAAACCCGUAGUCUAACCUGGACUCGCACAUCUGUUUAGUGGCUGUGUCAGUUACUAAAAACUAGAAAUGAUGUGUUUGCACUUUGGACCAGCUGUGGUUACUGUAUUUUCUUUAGAGUCUACUUUUGUAUUUUCACGAUGAACCUAGCAGUACACAUAUUAGUGUCCAGCCUGAAAUUUAACUGAACUAAUGUUUGACUUGAUGUGGCAACUAAAUGACACUUGUUGACGUAACAAAGCGUUUGUACCUUGUUUUAGUCUUCCAUAAAUGUGAUUACAUUUUU
Pungitius pungitius (ninespine stickleback) is the source of this 2044-nucleotide messenger RNA. RefSeq names its product arginase 2 (gene arg2). Gene Ontology annotation, molecular function: arginase activity; manganese ion binding. The coding region runs from base 337 to 1386 and encodes 349 amino acids. Lineage: Eukaryota; Metazoa; Chordata; Actinopteri; Perciformes; Gasterosteidae. The record is from RefSeq and is a predicted model, not a curated record. Gene Ontology annotation, cellular component: cytoplasm; mitochondrion. The transcript is spliced from 8 exons.